Messenger RNA from Pecten maximus, 1065 nucleotides. RefSeq names its product tail-anchored protein insertion receptor WRB-like. The transcript has 5 exons. NCBI's taxonomy places the organism in Eukaryota, Metazoa, Mollusca, Bivalvia, Pectinida, Pectinidae. The record is from RefSeq and is a predicted model, not a curated record. The coding region runs from base 51 to 557 and encodes 168 amino acids. Gene Ontology annotation, biological process: tail-anchored membrane protein insertion into ER membrane.
GAAUUGACAGCGAGUUAUAUUUUAUCUCUGGAUUUGCUUUAGACAGCAACAUGAUUUUCUUAAUAGUUGUUUUCCUUUUAGUCCUUCUAUUUUCAGUGCUGCCAUCGUAUUCUGGAGAUAUAACCAAAAGAUUGAGCAAGUUUCUCUUGCAUGUCUCUGAUGAAGAAUUAAACUUGCGGUCACAAGUAAGAGAACUGAAGGCUGAGCAGGACUCUAUCAGUAUGACAGAUGAAUUUGCUAGAUAUGCCAAAAUUCAACGCCGUAUUGAUAAAUUGAUGACGCAGGUCAAAGAAUCAAAUUCUACCAGGAUGCAGAAGAGCUCACUCUUGUCAAUGCUUGUCAGAAUUGUAAUAUAUGUGACACAAGCACUAACGAUGAUAACAUUGGUUUUCCGGUACCGUAAUGAACCUCUGUUGAUGUUUCCCUCCGAAUGGUUCUACCCUUUACAAAAGUUUGUAGCUCUGCCUACAGGAAUACCAGGUGCCCUCGGUAUAGCUUGUUGGAUAAUGGUGUGCACUGCUACAGUAUAUCGUAUCAAGCAGUUCCUAGUCAGUUAAACAUCAGCAAUUCUUUGGUCCAGGUUACACCUCUGUACCAACCCGUUCUUGACUCCCAUGGUUUGGACACUCACAAAGACUGAAAGAUGUUGUCGACAUGGCGAGCAAGACCGGUUGAAUUCUGUUCAGUUCAAUGGAGAAGUGCAUGUUUUUGUAAAGUGCAAAAUAGAAUACAUACAAAAUGUAUGCAAAGGAUAAUGUAUGGUAAAGUAUAUGUUUGAACCAGAUUCUUGAAUAAUUUUUCAUCACAUGUCACAUUUGUUUUGAUUGAGAGAUAUGCACAAGUAAAUAAAGUGAUAUGAUUACAGUAUUACAAAAUGAUGACGAUGUGGUAGAAAGAUUUGUUGGGUUUCCGACUUUAGACUAGUGGUAUUAAAAGUUACUUCAUUAAUCAAUAUUUAUCUUAUUAAAAUUUCUUAGUUGCAUUUGAUUUUGUGGAAUAUCGACCUUAACCUGUCAGUAUGGACUCAUGCUAAUUAAGAUUUAGGAAAAUACAUUAUUAAAAAUA